GCCCCAAAUUUCCAACCUGCGCUAGAAGCGGCGACUGAAGGGAUUGCAGGCGGCCAUCUUAGAGCUGCCGCGAACGCCGCCGAUUCAUCUCCUGCAUUUCUUUCUUUUUUUUCCUCGCUGGAUAAACCCUCAAGCCGACUGACGACAAGAGUAGAACGAGAACAAGAAGAAAAAGAAGGGCGCGUGUGUUGAAGUUUGUCGCGGCUGAACUCGAAGUCGGGAUGCGGUUCGGAAGGAAAGAACUCUUCGCAUCCGCCGUCGGACUGGUCCUGGCGCUGGUGUGCGCGCUGGAUGCGGCUAAAGUUAAUAAGCACAAGCCAUGGAUAGAGACAACGUACCAUGGUAUCGUGACAGAGAACGAUGACAAAGUGCUGCUGGACCCCCCCUUAAUUGCCCUGGACAAAGAUGCGCCUCUACGCUACGCAGAGAGUUUUGAGGUGACCCUCACUGAAGAAGGUGAGAUUUGCGGCUUCAGGAUCCAUGGACAAAAUGUCCCCUUUGAAGCUGUGGUCCUGGACAAGUCCAGUGGUGAGGGAAUCAUCCGGGCCAAGGAAAAGUUGGACUGCGAGAUGCAGAAGGAACACACCUUCACCAUCCAAGCAUACGACUGUGGAGAGGGACCUGACGGUGCCAACAUGAAGAAAUCCCACAAGGCCACUGUCCACAUACAGGUGAAUGACCUAAACGAGUACUCGCCAGUAUUCAAAGAGAAGUCCUACAAAGCCACCGUCAUCGAGGGAAAGAAAUAUGAUAGCAUCUUGAAGGUGGAGGCAGUGGACGCAGACUGCUCUUUCCAGUUCAGUCAAAUCUGCAACUAUGAAAUUGUCACCCCGGAUGUACCAUUCACCAUUGACAAAGAUGGCUUCAUCAAGAACACGGAGAAACUAAACCACGGCAGAGAACACAUGUAUAAGCUGACUGUCACCGCUUACGACUGCGGGAAGAAUCGUGCCUCAGAGGAUGUUCUGGUCAAGAUCAGCAUCAAGCCAACUUGUAAACCUAGCUGGCAAGGCUUCAAUAAGAGGAUUGAAUAUGAGCCAGGCACAGGAAGUUUGGCUCUUUUUCCUGGUAUGCACCUAGAGACCUGUGAUGAGCCAAUCACCUCCAUCAGAGCCACGAUUGAACUAGAAACCAACCAUAUUGGAAAAGGCUGUGACCGAGACACCUACUCUGAGAAGUCUCUACACAAGCUGUGCGGAGCCAGCUCUGGUACGAUGGAACUGCUACCAGCACCCAGUAGCUCUGCCAACUGGACGGUAGGACUACCCACCGAUAAUGGGCAUGACAGCGACCAGGUGUUUGAGUUCAAUGGCACCCAGGCUGUCAAGGUUCCUGAUGGCUUGGUGAGCACCAGCCUGAAGGAGCUCUUCACCAUUUCUGUGUGGAUGAGACAUGGCCCCGGGGCCCACGAGAAGGAGACCAUCCUUUGUAACUCUGACAAGACAGACAUGAACAGGCACCACUAUUCGCUCUACGUGCACAACUGCAGGCUGAUCCUUCUCCUCCGUCAAGAACCAUCAGAGAUGGAGAACUACAAACCAGCUGAGUUCCACUGGAAACUCGAGCAGGUCUGUGACAAAGAGUGGCAUCACUAUGUGCUGAAUGUGGAGUUCCCCACAGUGACGCUGUUUGUGGAUGGAUCUACUUUUGAACCCUUCCUGGUCACAGAGGACUACCCACUGCAUGCCUCCAGAAUUGAGAGUCAGCUCACCAUUGGUGCUUGCUGGCAAGAAAACUCAGGACAUGAAAAUGGCACUGAGACUGUCUCUGAGUCUUCCUCAGGCGGAAAUGCACGCAUGGCCCAGUUUUUCCGUGGAAACCUUGCGGGGCUGAUGAUUCGCGCAGGCAAGCUGGAGAACAAGAAGGUUAUUGACUGUUUGUACACAUGCAAGGAGGGCCUGGAUGUUCAGCUACCCGAGGAGGUAGCUUCCACAGUUAAGGUGGAAUUUAACCCCAACCAGUCCUCCCUUACUGUCGAGGGGGACGACAUUGAUGCCUUUGACAAGGUCAUGCAGCACAUCUCCUACUUAAACUCCCGCCAGUUCCCCACACCUGGCAUCAGACACCUUCGCAUCUCCACCACCGUCAAAUGCUUCAACGAGGAGUCCUGCGUGACCAUGCCGGAUGUUGAAGGUUACGUGAUGGUCCUGCAGCCUGAGGAGCCCAAGAUCAGCCUGAGUGGCAUUGACCACUUUGCCCGCAGCGCUGCCGAAUUUGAGAGCCAAGAAGGCGUGACUUUGUUCCCUGAGCUACGCAUCGUCAGCACCAUCACCCGUGAGGUGGAGGUCGACCCGGAAUCAGUAGCCACAGAGGGAGCAGAUGAUGACCCCACAGUCCAAGAGACAGUGGUAUCUGAGGAGAUCAUGCAUAACUUGGACACGUGCGAAGUGAAUGUGGUGGGAGAUGAACUGGAUGCGGAGCACGAAGGCCUUGAGGUAGACAUGGACGAGCUCCAACAACGCAGCCUGGAGAUGAGCUCUUCUCACCUCGGCCUUGUCAUCACAGGCGUGAACACCAUGGCCAACUAUGAGCAGGUCCUGCAUCUCAUCCGUUACAAGAACUGGCACACCGAUGUGCUCUUCGAUAGGAAAUUCAAACUGGUGUGCUCUGAGCUCAACGGGCGCUACAUAAGCAACGACUUCAAGGUCGAGGUGAAUGUAAUCCACACAGCCGGCACCAUGGAGCAGCUCAGCAAUGCCUUGGUGCAGCCCAAUUUUAUUAACCCUGUACAUCAGGCCUCUGUGGACCUGUCCGGUCACAACCUGGUCAACGCUCACCAGGCGUCAGUGGUUCCCAGCGCAGCCACCAUUGUCAUCGUCGUCUGCGUCAGUUUCCUGGUGUUCAUGAUCAUCCUGGGCGUGUUCCGGAUCCGGGCCGCACACCAACGCACCAUGAGAGAUCAGGAGAAUGGCAAGGAGAACGAGAUGGACUGGGAUGACUCUGCCCUCACAAUCACCGUCAACCCUAUGGAGACGUACGAAGACCAGCACAGCAGUGAGGAGGAGGAAGAAGAGGAGGAGGAGAGCGAGGAAGGGGAGGAGGAAGAUGACAUCACGAGCGCUGAGUCAGAGAGCAGCGAGGAUGACGAGGGCGGCGACCAGGAGGACCGGCAGGGGGCCAGCAGACAGCAGCAGCUGGAAUGGGACGACUCCACCCUCACCUACUAGAAUGCACGCACGCACACACACACACACACACACACGAAUCACUAAUUGCACUCAUUCAGAUGUAUAUCUUCACUACAUGAAUACAAGGAGCUGUGAUGUUUUAAAAAAAAAAAAAAAAAAAAUCCUGGUCAAGGUUUCCCUCUCGUCAUCUUAGUGGAGGUACUCAGUGUUGUGUAGUCAUCCACUACUUGUUUUAUUUAAUUUAUUGUAUUUGCAGUCAGAGGAAAUCUUGACCAAAAUUUCUUUUCCAGUGUGUCAGGAAGCCAACUGUGCACUUUUUAGUUUUCUCUCCCACACAAGGCUUCAAAAUCAUUUUAGAUUUGUUUUUGCAGCUUCCAAUCCACCAUGGUAGACCAGUGACUUGAAUUAAUGCUUUUAGGAAUGUUUGCUUGGUUUUCUUUACUUUGCUUUUUAACCUUUUAGUGCAUGACGAAGUCGUAUGUGUAGAGAGAUCCAUUGCUUUUAAAGAUGUAAAUAUUAAGAAACCAUGUAAUUAGUCAAUGUGCUCGUGAAGGCCUCCGCCACAGGGUCCAAUACCUACAAAUGCUUAGUAUUUGUGUCACGCCAGUUGUAGCAUGUUGCUGAAAACCUGUACAAAAGUGUCGGCUUUCAUGACCUAUGUUGUAGGGAUUAUUUUUCUAACACCAGUUUUUGCUCUCCCUUGCACACAGAGGACACUCAGCUCGUUUUACUUGCACGCGCACCCUUUUCAUUCCUGCUCGAGCUCACCACUGUAAUGAGGAGUUUCGGACGAGAGUUGUUAAGGUGGGCCGUGAGCAGCUUUAAAAGACAACCUUCCAUCCUCACCGUAUGUCAAAACCUAGCAGACCAGCUCCAAGUAAAGCGUCUUGUGACCUGUGAAGUAAAUUGUCCUCGGCAUGGUUGUUUUAAUGUGAAUUAAUAUUCAAGCAUUUAUCUCCAUGUGAAAACAAUUGAGUGUUUGACUAAAUAGCAGAGAGUGGGACUGCAGAGCUUGUUUACAUUUCGUAAACCGCAAUCCUCUUGCUCAUCUAAAUGACUACAUUUUGAUUUUCCUCUUGGCCAAUGUUGGGUGUAUAUAUCAUUUCCCAAAUGUACCUUUCAGGCACACCAAUAAGUAGAUUUGGGCCCCUUUUACACUGCCUCUUCAAGCCACCAUUAACUUCUGUAUAAAUGGCCCCAGCAGACAGAUGAGUGAUACCAACCCUCCCCAUUUCCCGGAAGGCCCAGGCAGCAUGGGUCUGUAGAACCCCGGCAAUUAUGGAAUUGUCAAAUAGGUUGCCAACUUUUACAGAAAGGUUAGAAAAAUGUCACCAAACUGGUGAAAAAAGUACCAAUGAGAAGACUGGAAGAAAGUUGACGUUAUUUUGGAAUGAGACGAAUUAGACAUCUGGAUUUCAGUUGAUCCUCACUUUUUGGAAAUCUGGAGGGUAGGUAUCUCUGGAACAGGGGCACCAAGUCCAUCCAUCCAUUUUCUUUUGCCGCUUAUCCUCACGAGGGUCGCGGGGAGUGCUAGAGCCUAUCCCAGCUGUCAACGGGAAGGAGGCAGGGUACACCCUGAACUGGUUGCCAGCCAAUUGCAGGGGUACCGAGUCAACUUGGUAAUUUUUUUGCCUUUGGAGGUCUGAUCAGACGCGAAAGGCAGGGCCAUGAUAUGCUCUUCUCCCGUCCCACUGCGCUGACAGCAGUUGUCGCUGAGGAAAGACUUUGAAUCUUAUUGCAGAAGUCACAGUUGCGGCAAGACCUCACUUUGCUGCUUUCUGUGCAAAAGGGUAAAGACAGAAAAAUGACAGAUAUUUGUUAUGUCUCAGAUGCAGGAUCAUUGAGUUGAGGCAGAUGAGAAGAAUGUCGUUUUGCAUGCAAAUAUGCUUUGAAAGAUUUUUGUGCAAAGUCCCCUCGGUGGCGCCCCCUGCCGGCCUGAUGAUGGGAGUGCCUUUUGCUGGCCACAAAGCAAUGAGCAGAUGUAACAAAGCCCUUGCUUCGAUUAAUGCCGUUUAAGUUGUUGUUGUUCAUUUGUAACUGUAAACUGCUCGGUUUCAUGCUGAAGUUAAUCAGUCUGUCUUAACAAUAGAGCACGGAUAGUUUUGAUUUUACAUAAUGUCGAUUUGUCCAUGUUGAUGUGUCGCUUCUGUAGAUCCAUUGUGUAUCUUCUAUAGCUAUAGUACUAAAUCCACCUUUAACCAGAUGUACAGUACGUAAUGACCAUACUUUGGCAGCAUACGUGAUUAUCCUGUGUGUGUGUGUAUGUGUGUGUGUGUGUGUGUGUGUGUGUGUGUGUGGUGGCAUUUUGUUGUUGUUGGGAAUCACAUUGAAAAUGUCUUUGUGUGUGUGCACCAACAAAUGAGAUUUAUGAUCAUCCCCAUUGAGCGACACAUCCCUCUCCCUAAUUGAAUCUGUCAGCAAUACUGCUAGAGUGAAACAAUAACAGUUCCAAGUCGCACGAGCCACAAGUUAGUCAGCAAUUCAUGAUGUGUGAGACUGGAGUGCACAGACGCGAUCCGCUUAUUCCGUCACACAUCUGUACCCCCCCCCCACACCUCCUCCCUUCUAUUGUUUUCUUUGACAAAUUUGCUCAAAAUGUGGAAAUGUUUUGCGAGUUGGUGGUGGAAGGUUCCUUUGUGCUUGUUGGGGCUGCUUUCACUUUUCUACGACCAAUAGACAGGCUAACUAUAGUCAAGUUGAUGCUUGCUCGUGAACAAAAUAAAGGA
Molecule: messenger RNA, 5854 nt
Organism: Syngnathoides biaculeatus (alligator pipefish)
Lineage: Eukaryota; Metazoa; Chordata; Actinopteri; Syngnathiformes; Syngnathidae
Gene: clstn1
Product: calsyntenin 1
Exons: 19
Coding region: 222-3167 (981 amino acids)
Biological process (GO): homophilic cell-cell adhesion; positive regulation of synaptic transmission; positive regulation of synapse assembly
Cellular component (GO): postsynaptic membrane; cell surface
Molecular function (GO): amyloid-beta binding; calcium ion binding; X11-like protein binding
Source: RefSeq, a predicted model, not a curated record